CCUCUUCAUGAACAGCUAUUAAAACUUACAGCUAUGGAUCAAAUCUUUAUCGGUGAUGUCAUUACAAUUGGCAACUGGUUCAAAUCAAAAACUGGAGUCGUGAGUGAGGUCCGAAAAAGUCCUGAAGGCAAUGACACAAACGGUCAAAUAAAGGUCAUUUACUGUAAGUUUCCAAUAGGUUUUGGCCGUGGAACUAUCGUCGAGGAAACCAUUGAAUUGGAUCCGGAAAAAGCCAUUUACAACCAUGAUUUUUCCGGAUGUAAGGUUUAUGAGCCAGAAAUUGUUGUUCAGAGGGCAAAACAAAGAUUAGGCGAAAUACAAUAUGGCCUGACCAAUCUUUCUCGUCAUUUUUGUCACUGGGCGAAAGUUAACGAAGAACAAAAUGAUAGAGAUAUUAAUGAAGCUGAGUUUGGGCUUCAAUAUGUUGAAGAACUAGACCCUAACAAUUCAAAUACAAAUGUUCAUACAAUUGAUGUCGACCACACAAGAGGUAGAAGGCAUUCGUCGAUGUCAUGUGGAAUGAUUAGGGCAUACAUACCAAAUGAUGUAAAAGAAGGACUAAUAGUUGGAUAUGGACGUUUGUUGCAUAGAGUUGCAGUCUGUACCAAAGUUGAAGUUGAUGAAAGUUGUCCGUCAAAGCGUUAUAUAUGCAUAACCGUUGUGCAUUGUGGUGAUUUGUGUAAACGUAAAGUACGUGAAGAGAGGUUAAAAUUUGACCUUAAUGUCGAUCGUGUAUAUGUUUAUAAGUACCAUCCAAUCUACAGACGUAAAACAAGUGACAUUAUCACACGGGCACAAGCUUUGGUUGGGAAAAACGGAGAAUGGACUUUAUUUCCGGCUUCUUUAGAAUUUGCACGGAAAAUCGUUGUCAAAGAAAAUGAUCAAAAGGUGUCAAAACUAGAUCAACUUAAUCAAGGGGAUGUUAUAAAAUGCUCGUCCUAUCGUCUCUUUACGCACGAGGCACUGGUUACAGAGGUCAAUAAGAAUGCAAACAAUCUGAAGAUAAUUCACUAUACUUCAAAUAGCAUUUUAGCUACACGGACUGUUAAAGAAGAAAGUAUUGAUGUUGAUUUGGAGAAAUUCCCAUUAUAUAAGAAGAGUUACCAUGGAUACGUUACAUACCCUGCUAAUAUUGCCGUUGCGCGAGCUCGUUCAAGACUUGGCGAAAGGCGAUACUCAAUCAAUGGAAACAGAUCAUCAGAUUUUGUACAUUGGGCAAAAGUUGUUCACCAUCCAGCUUUUGUUACAAAAAAAUCACCAUCUCUUAGUUCAAGUAAAAGUUCUAACGAGGAGAGUAGAGUUCUCCUUUUACCAAAGGCUGGUCAACAAUAUGAAGAAUUUCAGCGCUUUCCUGCUUAUGUCUGGUCCGACUUGUACCCUGGUGUUAUUGUAGAGUAUCGGUAUAAUUUUAUCUGGUACAGAGGUAUCCUGUCCCACACAGACGAGAAAAGCAAAACUAUUAAAGUGAUAAAUUAUUGUACAGACCGAUUUCUCGUUACCAGAACAAUUAAAGAGUAUUCAAUAAAUAGAGACUUGCAAACACAAGACAUCUGGAUUUAUAAAAGUCAUCCAUUUGAUUGUUAUGAAGCAGGAGAUGUGCUUAAAAAUGCUCGUAAACGUCUGGGAGAACAAAAGUGGAAUUUUGGCAGAAAAUCAUGGAACUUCUGUAAAGAGUGUGUGCUAAGAAAGAGGUCUAACGAUGUGUAAUUCAGCUGACUCAAAUGUGUCAAAUUUGAUUCGACGCUUCGAUUAAACCAUAUAUUUGACACAUUAAGUCAUGCACUUCGGUGUGGAACAAGUGGUGGAAUGACAUUGUCUUCAAUACUACAUAAUGACGGAUGUCUGUCAUGAAACGUUAACUAGUUCCACGAUAUCACACACUUCUGUUCAUUUCAAAUCGGCUUGUUUAAAAUAUUCAUCAUGGAGAUUAGGGAAGUAUUCGGAAAUCUUCCUCUUAGUAUCAUUGUAUAAUAAUGUCCCGGAAAAUAACUGUAAAUGACUAAGGGAGUAUAGAAGCUAACCGGAAUUUAGAUUUGGGACUUUGUGCAGCAGUUAAAUUAUUCAUGAAUCCAUCUCCAUAAUCUCAGUAACAUUUGACUCGAGGGGAAAAGAAAUGACAAAGAUUAUAGUUGAAUUAAAAUUUUUUU
Molecule: messenger RNA, 2147 nt
Organism: Ruditapes philippinarum (Manila clam)
Lineage: Eukaryota; Metazoa; Mollusca; Bivalvia; Venerida; Veneridae
Exons: 1
Coding region: 34-1707 (557 amino acids)
Source: RefSeq, a predicted model, not a curated record